Messenger RNA from Colletotrichum karsti, 2631 nucleotides. RefSeq lists its product as uncharacterized. Gene Ontology annotation, biological process: glucan catabolic process. The transcript has 5 exons. Gene Ontology annotation, molecular function: beta-glucosidase activity. The record is from RefSeq and is a predicted model, not a curated record. The coding region runs from base 1 to 2631 and encodes 876 amino acids. Lineage: Eukaryota; Fungi; Ascomycota; Sordariomycetes; Glomerellales; Glomerellaceae.
AUGGCCAACGUCAAGUCUUUUGCCCUUACUCUCCUUGCGAGUCAAGUGUCUUUGAGCGAUGGCGCUGCGAUUGCUCCGAGAUCAGACGUGCCGCCUGGUUAUGUCGCCGCCUCCUACUACCCGGCGCCGUACGGCGGCUGGACGGCGGACUGGGCAGACAGCUAUGAGAAGGCGAAGGCUCUCGUCGACCAAUUUACACUUGCGGAGAAGACCAAUGUGACGAGUGGAUCAGGGAUAUUUAUGGGCGAUCGCUGCGUUGGAAACACCGGCAGUGCCCUGCGCGUAGGAUUCCCUCAACUCUGUCUCGCGGACUCGGCAACCGGAGUUCGUCAGGCGGACAACGUCACUGUCUUCCCAUCCGGCAUCACGACCGGCGCAACUUGGGACAAGGACCUGAUGUAUGCUCGGGGCGUUGCCAUGGGGAAGGAGUUCCGCGGCAAGGGCGCCAACAUCUACCUCGGGCCAAGCGUGGGACCUCUCGGCCGCAAGCCGAAGGGCGGCCGGAACUGGGAGGGUUUCGGCAGCGAUCCCGUCUUGCAGGGCAAAGCAGGUGCCUUGACUAUCAAGGGCGUCCAGGAACAGGGCGUCAUUGCUACCAUCAAGCAUCUUAUCUCUAAUGAACAGGAGCAAUUUCGCAUGUACAACACACUUCAGCAAGGCUACAGCUCGAAUGUUGAUGAUCGAACUCUGCACGAGUUGUAUCUUUGGCCGUUCGCGGACGGUGUUCGUGAGGGAGUUGGUGCAGUUAUGACGGCUUACAACGCGGUUAACGGCUCUGCCUGCAGCCAGAACAGCUACCUUAUCAAUGGUAUCUUAAAAGACGAACUCGGUUUCCAAGGUCUCGUCAUGAGUGAUUGGUUAUCCCACAUGUCUGGAGUCGAUUCUGCUCUCGCGGGACUUGACUUGAACAUGCCAGGAGAUACCCAAAUUCCCUUGUUCGGAUACAGCUACUGGAUGUACGACCUCACAAGAUCUGUUCUUAACGGCUCCGUUCCCAUGAGUCGUCUCAACGACAUGACCACGAGAAUCGUCGCGACCUGGUACCAACUCGGGCAGGACCAAGGCUUUCCAAAGCUCAACUGGGCCACGGGAACCCGUGACCGCGAGGGACCGCUUUACCCAGCAGCAUGGCCCUUCAGCCCCAGUGGUGUAGUCAAUGAAUUCGUCCAAGUACAGGAUGAUCACUACCUUAUUGCCAGGCAGGUUGCGCAGGAAGCCAUUACUCUGCUCAAGAACGCAGACAGCCUUCUUCCUAUCAAGUCCUCGGCAUCGAUCAAAGUUUUUGGCACGGGCGCUCAGACGAACCCAGACGGCCCCAAUGCCUGCGUCGAUAGAAGCUGCAACAAGGGUCUUCUCGGCAUCGGAUGGGGAUCUGGCACCGUCGACUACGAAUACCUGGACGAUCCUAUAACCGCUUUCAAGAAAAGGGCCAGCAGCGUCACGUACUACAACACAGAUAGCUUCCCCUCGGUCCCGGCUCCGACAGACGAUGAUGUGGCUUUCGUCUUCAUCACCUCUGACUCUGGAGAGAACCAGUACGUUGUCGAAGGCAACAACGGCGACCGCAGUGCGUCCGGACUGAACGCUUGGCACAACGGUAACAAGCUCGUUCAGGACGCCGCCGCCAAGUACAAGAACGUGAUCGUGGUCAUUCACACAGUUGGCCCCAUUCUGGUCGACGAGUGGAUCGACCUCCCCAGCGUCAAGUCCGUCUUGGUGGCCCACUUGCCAGGUCAGGAGGCAGGCGACUCACUAGCAAAUAUAGUCUUCGGCGACGCGUCUCCCUCUGGACAUCUCCCUUAUAGCAUGACCAAGAAGGAGUCCGACUUGCCCGACUCCGUCACUAAGUUUGUCGGUGGUUCCCUCGGCCAGCCUCAAGACACCUACAGCGAGGGCCUCUAUAUCGACUAUCGCUAUUUGAACAAGAACGGAAUCAAGCCGCGGUUCGCCUUUGGUCACGGUCUGAGCUACACGAACUUCUCCUUCUCCGACGCCACCAUCAGCUCCGUGACGCCCCUGAGCGCGUCCCCUCCUGCUCGUCCCGCCAAGGGCGAUGUGCUGGAGUACGACGCUCCCAUCCCCGACUGGACCGAGGGCGUCGCCCCCUCCGGUUUCAACAAGAUCUUCAGAUACAUCUACUCGUGGUGCACCGAGGGCGAGGCAAAGCAGGCCGUCGAGGACGCCAAGACCAAGAAGUACCCCUACCCGCCUGGCUACAGCACCGCGCAGAAGCCCGGUCCCGCCGCCGGCGGUGCGCAGGGCGGCAACCCGGCGCUUUGGGAUGUCGUCUUCACGGUUGCCGUGAAGGUCCAGAACACAGGCACGCAGUAUUCCGGAAAGGCCUCCGCGCAGGCAUACGUUCAGUUCCCUGACGGCGGGCCGGAGACGCCGGUGAUCCAGCUGAGGGACUUUGAGAAAACGAAGAACCUCGCGCCCGGAGAGAGCACGACUGUGCAGUUGGAGGUGACGAGGAGGGAUAUCAGUGUUUGGGAUGUGGUCAGCCAGAACUGGGUUAUCCCGAACACCCAGGGCAGGUAUAAGAUCUGGGUAGGAGACGCGAGUGAUCGGCUGUUCUUGGCCUGCUACACCGACUCUAAGACUUGUGAGCAGGGCCUUAGCAGCCCCGUCUAA